AUGCUGGUACCUAAGAAAAUGGUCAGAGGAAAUUCCACCUUGGUGACUGAAUUUAUUCUCUUGGGAUUAAUGGAUCGUCCAGAGCUUCAGCCCAUCCUCUUUGUGCUAUUCCUGGUGAUCUACUUGAUCACUGUGGGGGGGAACCUUGGGAUGAUGGUGUUGAUCAGGGUGGAUUCACGCCUCCACACCCCCAUGUACUUCUUUCUUGCCAGUUUGUCCUGCUUGGAUUUGUGCUAUUCCACUAAUGUGACUCCCAAGAUGUUGGUGAACUUCUUGUCAAAGAAGAAAACCAUUUCCUAUGCUGCUUGUUUAGUCCAGUGCUAUUUUUUCAUUGCCAUGGUGAUUACUGAAUAUUAUAUGCUAGCUGUCAUGGCCUAUGAUAGGUACGUGGCCAUCUGUAACCCUUUGCUUUAUAGCAGCAAGAUGUCCAAAGCUCUCUGUGUUCGCCUGAUUGCUGGUCCAUACAUCUAUGGGUUCCUUAGUGGCCUGAUGGAAACCAUGUGGACAUACCGUUUGACCUUCUGUGGCUCCAAUGUCAUUAAUCAUUUCUACUGUGCUGACCCACCUCUCAUCCGACUCUCCUGCUCUGACACUUUCAUUAAGGAGACAUCCAUGUUUGUGGUAGCAGGAUUUAACCUCUCCAACUCCCUCCUCAUAAUCCUCAUCUCCUACAUCUUCAUAGCCAUUGCCAUCCUGAGGAUGCAUUCUGCUGAAGGCAGGCGCAAAGCUUUCUCCACCUGCGGGUCCCACCUGGUGGCAGUGACUGUGUUUUAUGGGACCCUGUUCUGCAUGUAUGUUAGACCUCCCACGGACAAGUCAGUGGAACAGUCCAAAAUCAUUGCUGUUUUCUACACUUUUGUAAGCCCUAUGUUGAACCCCAUCAUUUACAGUCUGAGGAACAAGGAUGUGAAACAAGCUUUUCAGAAAUUGAUCAGAAGAAAUGUACUUUUGAAGUAA
Molecule: messenger RNA, 957 nt
Organism: Lemur catta (Ring-tailed lemur)
Lineage: Eukaryota; Metazoa; Chordata; Mammalia; Primates; Lemuridae
Product: olfactory receptor 1030
Exons: 1
Coding region: 1-957 (318 amino acids)
Biological process (GO): G protein-coupled receptor signaling pathway; sensory perception of smell
Cellular component (GO): membrane
Molecular function (GO): olfactory receptor activity; odorant binding; G protein-coupled receptor activity
Source: RefSeq, a predicted model, not a curated record